Messenger RNA from Nematostella vectensis (starlet sea anemone), 2145 nucleotides. Its product is annotated as eukaryotic translation initiation factor 2 subunit 3, X-linked. The record is from RefSeq and is a predicted model, not a curated record. Lineage: Eukaryota; Metazoa; Cnidaria; Anthozoa; Actiniaria; Edwardsiidae. The transcript has 13 exons. Bases 108 to 1508 code for a protein of 466 amino acids. Gene Ontology annotation, molecular function: GTP binding; GTPase activity; translation initiation factor activity. Gene Ontology annotation, biological process: formation of translation preinitiation complex; positive regulation of translational fidelity. Gene Ontology annotation, cellular component: eukaryotic translation initiation factor 2 complex; cytosol.
UUCCAGGCCUACUCGUUCGUGUUGCAUCAUCCGCCAUCUUUGAAUUUGUCGGCUUUCGAAGCGACUUUUUUCUUGAAUUUAAUUAAUAUUGGCGCUUCAAAAUCACGAUGGACGGUAGUUCGAACUUUGGACAGCCCCAUUUAUCCAAACAAGACCUCUCAAAACUUGAUGUAGCACAAUUAAAUCCUCUCACACAAGAAGUCAUAAGUAGGCAAGCUACAAUUAACAUUGGUACUAUUGGUCAUGUGGCCCAUGGCAAGUCAACUGUUGUCAAGGCAUUAUCAGGUGUUCAGACUGUCAGAUUCAAGAAUGAGUUGGAGCGUAACAUCACUAUCAAGCUGGGCUAUGCUAAUGCAAAGAUCUACAAAUGUGACCACCCUGGCUGCCCUAACCCUGGAUGCUACCGAUCAGCGGGAAGUGCUAAGGAAGAUGUAUUCCCUUGUGAGCGCUCUGGCUGUCCUGGCAAGUUCCGUCUGAUGAGACAUGUAUCAUUUGUAGAUUGUCCGGGCCACGACAUUCUUAUGGCCACCAUGCUCAACGGUGCCGCUGUCAUGGACGCUGCUCUCCUCCUGAUCGCUGGUAAUGAGUCUUGUCCCCAACCUCAAACAUCGGAGCACCUGGCAGCCAUUGAGAUUAUGAAGCUAAAACACAUCCUAAUCCUGCAAAACAAGAUUGAUCUUGUUAAGGAAAGCCAAGCAAAAGAUCAGUAUGACCAGAUUCUGAAAUUUGUACAAGGUACCAUUGCCGAAGGUGCCCCUGUGAUUCCCAUCUCAGCCCAGCUCAAGUACAACAUAGAGGUUAUCUGUGAAUACAUCUGCAAGAAAAUACCUGUGCCUGUUAGAGACUUUACCUCACAGCCACGACUCAUAGUUAUCAGAUCAUUUGAUGUAAACAAGCCAGGAUGUGAGGUGGACGACCUAAAGGGGGGUGUGGCAGGUGGUAGCAUCCUUAAGGGUGUAUUAAAGAUUGGACAAGAAAUAGAAGUCAGACCUGGUAUUGUAUCUAAAGACAGCGAGGGUAAACUACAGUGUAGGCCUAUCUACUCUCGCAUCAUCUCUCUGUUUGCCGAGCAGAAUGACCUUCAAUAUGCAGCCCCAGGAGGCCUUAUUGGUGUUGGAACCAGAAUUGACCCCACCCUCUGUAGAGCAGAUCGUAUGGUUGGGCAGGUUCUCGGCGCCGUGGGGGCACUCCCGGAAAUCUACACAGAGCUGGAGAUCAGUUACUUCCUUCUGCGCCGACUGCUUGGCGUCAGGACCGAGGGGGAUAAGAAAGGGGCAAAGGUCAGCAAGUUAACCAAGAACGAAGUGCUCAUGGUAAACAUCGGCUCUCUGUCCACCGGUGGACGAGUUCUCGCCGUCAAAGCUGAUUUGGCGAAGAUCGUGUUGACCCAACCAGUGUGUACGGAGAUCGGCGAGAAAAUCGCGCUGAGCAGAAGAGUCGAGAAGCAUUGGAGGUUGAUUGGCUGGGGCCAGAUCCGCCGAGGAGUGACUAUCAAACCCGAAUCCUAAACACCCAACGGAAACCAAGACCCUACUCGAUACCGUGUGAUAAACCCUCCGCGACGUUUGCCCACGUGAUGUUCUCGUGGCUUACUAAGAUUGCCAAGACAAGUGCAAGAUAGAAUGAACAUUGUAUCGAUAAUGGCUGGUCUUCGUGACCACAAAAGCUCCAUGGACGGAGUAGUGUUGAUAUGCCUUAAAUCUGAGCCACCCUAGGAAUGCCAUACAUAAACACACAUGGAUCACAGAAUGCGGUAUAGGUUACCGUGAUCAGACAACAAUAAGCGUACCAACGCCAAAUACGUCGCACGAGCUAUAAGUGUUUUUGGAUCGAACACUAAAAUUUUGUUUUAUACUAUAUUUUUUUUCAUAUAAGGAAUAAAUUCACUAUGAAAUCAUCUUUUAUGACAUGGCGAAUUUAGAAUUAGUUCCUUAUUUGCGGCGCAAAAAUAUGGCAAAAAUCGCUACGCGCUCGCAACCGACGUAUUUGGCGUUCUAAGUCCAUCCCAGACACUUAUGGCUCACGGCAUGAGCAAGCUAUACCGUAAUAGAAUCAAUAAAAAAUGAUUGGGAUAUUGGUCUCUUUUAUCUUCACCAGUGAGACCUAGUGUCAGUGCAAAUGAUAAAUUAAAAACAAAAAACAAAA